Lichtheimia ornata is the source of this 705-nucleotide messenger RNA. RefSeq lists its product as uncharacterized. Gene Ontology annotation, cellular component: cytoplasm. The transcript has 5 exons. Gene Ontology annotation, biological process: protein depalmitoylation. The record is from RefSeq and is a predicted model, not a curated record. NCBI's taxonomy places the organism in Eukaryota, Fungi, Mucoromycota, Mucoromycetes, Mucorales, Lichtheimiaceae. Gene Ontology annotation, molecular function: carboxylic ester hydrolase activity; palmitoyl-(protein) hydrolase activity. The coding region runs from base 1 to 705 and encodes 234 amino acids.
AUGGCUCAACCUUUACGCACCGUUGUCGUUAAUCCCACAGCAAAGCAUACCGCCACCGUCAUUUUCUUGCAUGGCCUCGGUGAUUCGGGUGUUGGUUGGUUGUUCCUGACAGAAGCCAUUGCUCCAAUGUUGCCGCAUGUAAAGUGGGUCUUGCCUGAUGCUCCCAUGCGACCUUUGGAAGCAAACGAUAACUUGCCAACCCCUGCCUGGUUCAAUAUUCCUUCCUUUCUCAAAUCAGCCAAUGUUGCAAAGGUGGAUGAACAAGGGAUGAUUGAUUCUGUCAAUGCAGUCAACGAGUUGAUCGAGAAGGAAGUCCGUGACACUGGUAUCCCAUCCGACCGGAUCGUAUUGGGAGGGUUUUCACAAGGUUGCGUUAUUGCAUUGUUGACAGGAUUCUUGUCCAAGCACAAAUUGGCAGGUGUUAUUGGUUGCAGUGGUUGGUUAGGAGUGUUGUCAAUUAUGGAAAAGAACGCUUCGGACGUCAACAAAGGCACACCCUUUUUGCUAUGCCACGGGGAGGAAGAUUUGGUGGUGAAACCAAAAUAUGGACAAGCUUCUGCAAAGUACUUGAACAAAGUAGGACACAAUGCCACAUUCAAGUUGUAUCCAGGGCUGGGUCAUGCUGCUGGACCGAAUGAGAUAGCCGACAUUGCUGCAUUUCUCAAGGAACAAUUACCACCACAACCUGUCAAAAGCAAGCUUUAA